UUUUUUGCGAAGAGAGCUGGAAUUUUUUGCUGCCCCCAAAACAAAGACAGUCACAGUGGUUGGCAAGGUGGGUGGCUGAAGCCGCACAUUUCAAUAUUUUGCUUGUUCCUAUAACUUUUUGACCAUGGCAUAUCGAGCCCCCCCAGCAGAACUUUCAAAGCAUGUCUCCCGGCUACUGAAAGGAAAAUUAUUAAAGAAGCCACCAACGUGGUUUGCUGCUGUCAAUGCUGUUCCUCCUGGUCCUUCCAUUAUUCGCUCACAAAAUCCAGAAGUCAACAUCACCGGCCAGUCUGCAUCAGAACAGCAAUUUAUCCAGGCCAAUCGACCGACCGUUCAUACCAGUGUCCGACAUAAGCAAAAGAAUUUGAAAACAAAGGCACCAAAGCCACGCUCCAUCGUUUAUCCCGAAGACCGAUUGAGACGCCAAUUUUACAAGGACCAUCCUUUUGAACUACAAAGACCAAAGCUUUUGGUCGAAACCACAGACGGCAUUAACCGCACUGACUUUAGUCAGCUACUUCUACCAGGAAUGAACCCAGCGCAAGUUGAUGGUGAAGCUGUUAUUAAAUACCAAUUGCAUCUGAUGGUAACUGAAAAUCUGACUGAACGACAGGCAUAUGCUAAGUCAACAUCCGAGUUUUAUGCUAUACGAGCACAAGAAGAAGCUGAAAAGCGAUUGGCACAAUCAAAGAUCACUAAUGUCUUUGAAGCACUGGCUGCUAAGAAGCAAACUCAGAGAACUCUUCACCAUGAGGAAAAAAUCAUUGCUGCCAACCGACAGAAAAUGACUGAAUAGACAAACCAAAACAGUGAAUAUAUAGAACAGUUUGACAAUCGUAAUUUCUUCUCCAUAAAAACAUUAUUGUAAACUUUCAAAUUUGUCAAUACGCC
This is a messenger RNA of Umbelopsis ramanniana AG, 891 nucleotides long. RefSeq lists its product as uncharacterized. The record is from RefSeq and is a predicted model, not a curated record. Gene Ontology annotation, cellular component: mitochondrial small ribosomal subunit. The coding region runs from base 125 to 796 and encodes 223 amino acids. The transcript has 2 exons. Gene Ontology annotation, molecular function: structural constituent of ribosome. Lineage: Eukaryota; Fungi; Mucoromycota; Umbelopsidomycetes; Umbelopsidales; Umbelopsidaceae.